Molecule: messenger RNA, 1199 nt
Organism: Actinia tenebrosa (Australian red waratah sea anemone)
Lineage: Eukaryota; Metazoa; Cnidaria; Anthozoa; Actiniaria; Actiniidae
Product: UDP-galactose transporter senju
Biological process (GO): pyrimidine nucleotide-sugar transmembrane transport
Cellular component (GO): Golgi membrane
Molecular function (GO): pyrimidine nucleotide-sugar transmembrane transporter activity
Source: RefSeq, a predicted model, not a curated record
AUCGCUUCGAUUCAGUUGAGUUCAGUUGGGCUUCCUUGACUUCUUGCCACGCUUGUACAUUCACUUUAUCCAGCUGCAAAAAAACAACAAUUGGAUACGUGCAACAAGGCAUUUUUUAAUCAUGGCUUUCCAGAUCUUCAAUGUUUCUGUCGGGGACCUUAAAAAUCUCUUCCCCACCAAGACUCACUUCCUAAUUUUCAUUGGUUAUAUGGGUCUCUUCAUCAAUCAAGGUAUCCUUGUAACUGCUACAAAGGACAAGAAUAACAGAUACCACUACAAUACCACUACCGUUGUGUUAUUCACUGAAAUUUUGAAGCUUUUUGUGGCAUGUUUUCUUCAACUCAGAGAGUCAACCAUCAGUGAAUUUUUUGGUCUUAUCAGAGAACAUAUAAAAGUACUUGUGCUGUACAUGAUCCCAGCUUUUCUGUAUUGUUUGUACAACAAUCUGGCUUUUGUGAACCUUGGUGCAUAUGACCCGACCACCUAUUAUCUUCUACUACAGUUCCGUGUUGUGGUAACUGGUGUAAUCUUUCAGAUCCUGUUCAGCAAACAGCUAAGUCGGUCACAGUGGAUUUCACUUUUACUCUUGACGAUUGGUUGCAUAAUCAAGCAACUUAACUUUAGUGGUCAAUCCGAUGGCAUAUCCUUUAAACUGGACUACAAUUUAGUCCUGAUACUCGUCCAAGUAUUCUGCUCCUGUUUUGCAGGUGUUUAUAAUGAAUACCUGCUGAAAGGAAGGAGUGGUGAAGCACCAAUCAUGGUUCAGAAUGUUUACAUGUAUAUUGAUUCUAUCAUUUGUAACAUUCUGGUCUUGAUAUAUGGUGGUUCCCUCAAGGAGGCUUUUACCAAAGAAAGUUUGAUGUCCAUCAUGGCAUUUAAGGUGGUGAUAAUCAUUUUUAAUAACGCUGCUAUUGGUAUAGUCACUUCCCUCUUCCUGAAAAGACUAAACUCCAUUCUUAAAACCUUUGCAAGUGCCUUAGAACUCAUGUUCACAGCCGUACUCUGUUGGAUCAUCUUUGGAAUCCCAGUUAAUUUGUUAACCUUUAUAGCAAUUGCAAUAGUUUCUUAUGCAACAGUUUUGUAUUCUCAUAAUCCUGUGGACAACACUCAAAAGCCUGAGGGUAAAAUCCCUCCUGAACAAAAAGGUCAUGCAGCUGCAGAAACCAGCCAUGAAGAACCUCAAAAAGCAUGAAAUCAUU